Anoplopoma fimbria (sablefish) is the source of this 957-nucleotide messenger RNA. It is a transcript of the gene hoxb13a, whose product is annotated as homeobox B13a. Gene Ontology annotation, molecular function: DNA-binding transcription factor activity, RNA polymerase II-specific; RNA polymerase II cis-regulatory region sequence-specific DNA binding. NCBI's taxonomy places the organism in Eukaryota, Metazoa, Chordata, Actinopteri, Perciformes, Anoplopomatidae. The record is from RefSeq and is a predicted model, not a curated record. Gene Ontology annotation, biological process: regulation of transcription by RNA polymerase II.
AUGACAGCCUCCUUGGUUCUAAACCCUCGCUGGCCAGCGGACACGGUGAUGUUUGUGUAUGACAACAACCUGGACGACCUUAACAAGAACAUGGAGGGGCUGGUGGGCAGCGGCAACUUCGCCGCCAGCCAGUGCCGCAACAUCAUGGCGCACUCUGCGGCCGCCGCUGCUCUUGGCGGCCACGCGUCCGGCCUGGUGCACUCCUCUGCGGGCUACCCUUCUGUGGAUGUGUCCGGCUCGGGCUCCAGCGAGACGGGGGCGUCUUCGGGGAAGCCGUGCUCUGCCGGGCCGUGUCCGGCCGCCGUGUCGCACCAGAGCUCCUCGGCCGCCGCCGCGUUGCCGUACAGCUACUUCGGUAACGGGUACUACCCGUGCAGGAUGGGGCGGGGUUCUGUGAAGUCGUGCACCCAGGCUGCCGGAGCCGCACUCAGCUCGCAGUAUAUGGACACCACGGUGAACUCGGACGACUACGCGAACCACCGAGCCAAGGAGUUCGCCUUUUACCACGGCUACCCGAGCCCGUACCAGUCCAUGGCGAGCUACCUGGACGUGUCGGUGGUCCAGACGCUUGGCGCCGGGGAGCCGCGCCACGACACCCUGCUGCCCAUGGACAGCUACCAGCCCUGGGCUCUCACCAACGGCUGGGGGGAGAUGUACUGCUCCAAGGACCAGGGGCAGGCUGGACACCUCUGGAAGUCCGCUCUGGCUGAUGUGGUGGCUCACCAGCACGACGGCUCGCCUUUCCGCCGGGGUCGGAAGAAGCGGAUACCGUACACCAAGCUCCAGCUGAAGGAGCUGGAGAAGGAGUACGCCGCCAACAAGUUCAUCACCAAGGACAAGAGGAGGAAGAUCUCGGCCGGCACCAACCUGUCGGAGCGCCAGAUCACCAUCUGGUUCCAGAACCGGAGGGUGAAGGAGAAGAAGUUCGUGGCCAAAGUGAAGACCAGCGCUCCGUAA